This is a messenger RNA of Capra hircus (goat), 1403 nucleotides long. RefSeq names its product fatty acid desaturase 6 (gene FADS6). Gene Ontology annotation, biological process: lipid metabolic process. The record is from RefSeq and is a predicted model, not a curated record. The transcript is spliced from 6 exons. Bases 100 to 1128 code for a protein of 342 amino acids. Gene Ontology annotation, molecular function: oxidoreductase activity, acting on paired donors, with oxidation of a pair of donors resulting in the reduction of molecular oxygen to two molecules of water. Gene Ontology annotation, cellular component: membrane. Lineage: Eukaryota; Metazoa; Chordata; Mammalia; Artiodactyla; Bovidae.
GCCCGCGCUCGCUCGCGCUCGCCGCCUCGGCCACCCGGCGCCGCAGACGCUCCCGAUCCUGCGAGUCCUCGGCGGGUGCCCGGCCCGAGCGCGGAGCCCAUGGAGCCGGCGGGGGGCGCGCCCCGGGAGAGCGCCGGGGCCGAGGCGCUGCUGGGCGAGCUGGAGGCGCGGGUGCAGGAGGUAGUGAGGGCGAGCUCGUGGUGGGAGCGCCACGGCGUGGACUGCGCCAUCCUCGCGCUCAGCCUCUUCGCUUUGCCACCCGGGUUCCUGUGCCUGCGCUCUGACAGGCCCCUGGUCUUUGCCCUGGGCAUCACCAUCCUGGGGGUGUGCCACUACACGCUGACCGUCAAGGGCAGCCACCUGGCCACUCACGGCGCCCUCACCGAGUCCAGAGGCUGGAGCAAGGUCUGGACGCUUUUCUUUGUGGAGGUAUGCACGUCCUUCACUGCGGAGUAUGCCAAGUAUGGACACGUGAAGAUGCACCAUGGCUACACCAACGUGCUGGGCCUGGGGGACUCAAGCACGUGGAGGCUGCCUUGCCUCAACCGCUACGUCUACAUGUUCCUCGCUCCUCUCUUGAUCCCCAUCAUAACCCCGCUGGUGGCUGUGGAGCGGCUGAGAGAGGUGGAGCUCAGGACGGCCCUGCGGACACUGGGCCUCAUCUCCCUGGGCCUUUAUUCUCAAUACUGGCUGCUCCUGAAUGUGUCUGGCUUCCAGAGCCCUGGCUCGGCCCUGGCCUGCAUGCUCAUCACCAGGUCCCUGCUGGCCCACCCUUAUCUCCACGUCAACAUCUUCCAGCACAUCGGGCUGCCCAUGUUCUCCCCUGACAAGAAGCCCCGACGGAUCCACAUGAUGAGCCUGGGGGUGCUUAACCUGCCCCGGCUGCCCGUGCUGGACUGGGCAUUCGGCCACUCUCUCAUCAGCUGCCACGUGGAACACCACCUCUUCCCCAGGCUCUCCGACAACAUGUGCCUGAAGGUGAAGCCUGUGGUUUCCCAGUUCCUCCACGAGAAGCAGCUGCCAUACAACGAGGACUCCUACCUGGCUCGGUUCCGGCUGUUUCUCCAACGCUACGAGGAGUUCAUGGUGCAGACUCCUCCCAUCACAGAAUUGGUGGGGCUGCAGUGAGGGGCGGGCCGGCCCAGCCACCCCACUCUCCUUCCCGGGGCCCAGCCCUGGCUCUCCUGCCUCUGCUGGCCACCCCUGGGCCAAGAGGGCGCUGGCUCCCACCCAGGGGCUGUGCUUCGCUCCACCAGAGUGUGGAGGCGCAGGUGGACAGUGAGGCGGGGAGCUCGCGCCAGGGCUUCCAGGGAUCGCCUGCCCUGCUUGCUUUUUUAAGUUUUGAGGAAUAAAGGUGGCUGGGCAGUCUGCUAGUCUGGACCUCAGCCAACUUCAUCUCAGGA